Sus scrofa (pig) is the source of this 15044-nucleotide messenger RNA. The record is from RefSeq and is a predicted model, not a curated record. Lineage: Eukaryota; Metazoa; Chordata; Mammalia; Artiodactyla; Suidae.
AGGGAUCCAACCCACAACCUCAUGGUUCCUAGUCAGAUUCAUUAACCACUGAGCCACAAUGGGAACUCCGACUUCUAUUUAUCAUCAUAGUAACAUUUGCCAAAAAUGUUUAAACAUGAAUUAGCUUCCUGGAGAUGUUCCUUCAGUAGCUUCUGUAGAACUGGUUUGGAAGUGCUGAAUUCUCUUAGCUAUUGCUUGUUUGCAAAGAUUUUUAUCUCUCCAUCAAAUCUCAAUGAAAAUCUUGCUGUGUAGGUUAUCCUUGGUUCUAGGUACUUCCCUUUUAUCACCAUAAAUGUAUCUUGCCACUCCCUUCUAGCUUGCAGAGUUUCUGCUUUUCCGUUGUGGCUAUACAUGUAAGACUGGGUCACUAUGCUUUACAGCAGAAAUUGACACAAAACUGUAAAUCAACUAUACUCUAAUAAAAAAUAAAUUAAUUAAUUAAAAAAAAGAAUGUUUAAACACUUUCUUCUUUUCUUCCUUUUAGCUGUUUAGAUGAGGAUCACCAGUGACCUAGGGAGGCACAUUUAAAAAGCAGCAGAGGGUUACCACACCUGUAAGUUCAUUAUAUGCUCUUCUUAAGGAAUUGCAAUGCCUUACCCUGGAAACAUUACAUGAGAGGCUGUAUCUCUGACCCCCUCACUGCUCGCUUUAGAGGUCUCUAAAUACUUGGAUCAUUAGUGCUUCCUGGACCCACCUCUAUCUUAAAAGAACACUAUCAGUCCCUUUGCUUCAUUGAUAAAAUCUUUCUUGGCCACUUGAUCUUAUCCCCUGGGACUUUGAUCUAGUCAUCACUUCCUACAGAUCAAUUUGCUGUCCUGCCCCAGUGCCUGUGAGUUUGGGGGUCUCCAUGUCACUCAGUUCUAUUUUGUGUCCCUGGUCCUUUCAAAAUGGAUUACGUCCUGGACUAGAUCCUAUUCGCUCAUGUCUUCCCUUAGUCUUGACGUAUUGCUUGUUCUAAUCUAGCAGUUUGAGGUCUAUUUCUCGCCUUUCUCUUCACCUUUCAUCUGCUAUUGCUUAUCCUGUAGUGUCAUCCAUAAUCACCAGUGAUGGAACUGCCUUGGAUCUGGUUGCUUUUAUGGUGUUUUGAGGGUAUAGUUAAAGUAUUAUCAAAUAGGAAGUUACAACUCUAACCUAUAAGAGUCCUUCUUGAUUGUGACAACAUCACAAUUGAAGAAGCACUUCAAUUUCAGGCAAGGUAAAAUCCUCUUUCAAAGGAGAGCUAUCAAUAAUCCAGAAAUAUGAAAAAAACAAGACUUGGAAGGAGAGGCAUAUCUGAGACAAGAUUUGGAAGCUGGCUAACCCUGAAUAAUUUUGAUUAUAUUAUCUAAUAAUUGGCAAAGUAUUCAUUAGUUUUUCAGGAUAGAUACAAAAUUCAGCUUGUUUUCAAUUUCUUGGAUUAUGCUAACUACACAUUUCUUUAAUUACAGGGAGAUGGUUCAGACUUUUGUUCAUAGACUCACUUCUCUCCAGGGCUGUUUCUCCUCAAAAUGAACAACUUUUGUGAAGAGGAGAAAAUAGAUUCAAGAAAGGAAGAAUAUCUAAGAUAACAAUUAAAUAUGCUUAUGUUAUAGUCCCACAGACUAAUCUAGUGCUGCCUCUUGUACCUGAGACAUACUAUGCUAGCCUCAAAUUAAUACUCUUUUUUACUUAUAGUAUUUAUUUUUGGUCUCACCCAAUCCUCACACAUGUGUUUCACUCUCGCACAUGCUUUUCAUAGAGCAUACGCAGAAUGAAGAGUGCCCAUUGUUGGAAAAAAUAAUCUGAGAUUAAAAGAAAAAAUCUCUUUGGCUAACAGAUUUUUUUAAGCUUGACUAAAGAUAAGAAGGUUAUUACAUCUUAAUCUACUCUGGGCUAAAACAUCCUACCAGAGCUGGACUAUGAAAAUAUCCCCACCACGAGCUACACAUGUUUGUUUUCUGCCUUUUGAACACUGGCUCUCAUUUAUCUCUGAAUGCCGUUUUGGGCUGUGCUCAACACAGAGACAUGACAGCUUUUAGUUAGCCUUUUAAGGGGAACUUUGCAAAAUGGCUUUCACAUCCGUAUUAGAGACUGGCUGGCAGUGAAAAUAUUUACAGUGAGAGAAUUCUUUUUUGUUCCCAUUCUCUAUUGUUGUAAUUGCUGUCAUCUCUGUGACUGUUAUCUCCCAACCAGCUAGCCAGCAGCCCCUAGGUAUCUAUUUUGAGGGUGAGAGGCUUGCCUUGCUUGCGUGGAUAGAAAUGGGGUUUAUUCUUGACAAUUGACAACUGAAGUGUCACCUUUCCCUCAGGUGGUUUCCGAAUUAGAAUUUGUUCUCUGCAUGCAGUGUCAGGAAAUGGAAGAAUAGAAACACAGAAUCUCUUUGCUGCAAAGCAAACAGGAUCAGGACAGACUGGGAGCUGAGAAAAGUCAUACUGGAAAUAUCUCCAAGGUCCUGGCCCCUUGUGAAGAUGUGCUAGUUGAGAGGGUUACUCAGAUGGCUCAAAUGUCCUCUAGCCUUAAGUGAACUUGACUAAUGCUGGGCUUGGUGAUUUUUAUCUCAAAAUAGUGAUUUGGUUAAGAAUUGAAAUUACCUUUUUGAAUGUGCCAUCUAUUACUGUAACUUUGCACUCAAAUUCCCAUUCUUAAGUAGUUAAUGAAGGUCAAAUGUGCAACAGUCAGAGAGCAGUGAAGUGAAUCACCCAGGAUGUUUUAAUUGUGAUGCUCUUGAUAGCAUAGAUUAUUUUAAAUGGCUGUGGGAAAACACUGGUCACAAAUGGAUCAGGACAGUUUGUGGACUUUGAUGGGGGGAUUGUUCUGUGGUUGAAAGAAUAAUCAGGCUCAAAAAUACCUGAGCAUCUUGUUUGCCAGUAUUUUGUUUCAUAUAUAACUUUUCACUGUUUCCAGGACUAUAUGAGGUUUGGAGGGGAACUGAGUUAAUCACUUUUUAUGUCAUGGAGAACUUGAUAGGAUCCUUAAUCCAUAAAAUGUUAAACAUCCCAAGAUAAAAUGUACUGUUGUUUUUAGAACCUAUUUGGGUUACUCACCUCCUCCUCUCUUUUUCUCCCUCUUCUUUUUCUCUUUUUCUCCCUCUUUUUCUCUUUUUCUGUUGUUUUAUCUUUUGUUAAGCUCUUCAAUUUUCACUAACAUCUCUCUCUCUCCCCUCCAUGACUUUCCUCCAUUUUCAUCUCAUGGCCAGGGAACUUGUAGUUUGUUAAAAAGUUUAUUUGGACACAUUUGCUCUGAGAUAUUGUGAGAAAGAUGCAUACAGGCUUGAAUAAACCUCUGUGAUCUAAACUUUCUGUUUUAGAGGACUUAUGCAAAGUUAGGCAGUGGUCAGAAGCUGCAGACAGCUCAAAAUUGUUAUGAUAUCCUAUAUUAAAAGAGUUUAUCAUUCGCCUAAAAUUGAUACUAUAUGUGAAAUAGUCCAAUACUCGGGCAUUCUCCUGGAAAGUUUGAAGGAAAUAUUGAGAGAGAUACUCUUCUUUCUGCAUUUUGAGAUACUAGCCAUCUUUAUGAUAUUUUUGCAGAGUCAAAGCUCUCUCACCCCUAAAGAGAGAUCACAUCUCCCUAACAUCUUCCACAGAAUGGAGCCAGUGAAGUGUUCAGUGAACAGAACUCAUCAGAGAAGAUCAAACGAGUCAAUGUGCCUAGGUUCACCAUCAUUACAAAGAAAAGCAAUUAGAGCAUCUGAAUCUAGUAACAAUGCUAUAGCAUCUCAUACAAAUUCGAGCUAAUGUUUCAGCAUUUGCUACAUCAUCAGAAAACUAUUAAGUUCAAGGUAGCUUCCUCCUUCAUUACUAGUGUAUUUUAGCAAAGCGCCUUGUUAAAAUAUUCCUUGGUGUGUAAGCACAUUUUUAGGUUUAUUUUCUUAUACUAACCAGGAAGACAUAUCCUUAAACUGCAUAGAACAAAUGUAGUGUUUUUCAUUAAUAAUAUACACAAUAUAAAAAUAGUAAACAGUAUUAAAAGGUAUAAUAUAAACUAGAAAAUAAUAGUAAAAUAGUAAAUAGGGACAUAGUAAAUUUUUUACUACAUACACAGACACAUAGUAUAUAUACAAAUAUUUCAUGUUGAAACAUAAAAGAUACUAGCUUGGAAUUUUAUCACAGUUGUUUUACUUCCAAUAUUGUUUGUCAAACCCCAAUGGCCACCUUCCAAAUUUGGCAAGUUUUAGGUGAAUUCACUGUUAGAAGCGGAGAAGUCAAUGUUCUUUAAUAUGCGUAUUGAUUUUACUGUGGCAAUAGAUUAAGAUCAGAAUGAAAAGUGAACCCUUUUCUCUGGGGUAUGAUAGAGCCAGCCUAGGUAAAUAGAAUUCUUUUAAGUAGGAAGCACACGCAAUAUAAUUUUAGACAGAAAAAGUAAAAGAUUGUUAAGGAAAGACUAGAAGAGUUUAAAAUUAAAUGUAUGUGGUCCUUUGCUUAAAAAAUCUAGCAGAUAUAAAACAUGACAAGUAUUGAAUAGAAAUUAGAAAAAAAUCCUCUACUUACCAUAAUAGUUCUUCAACUUAAAAUAAAAUUACUUAAAGUAUUGAUCUCCUUGAGACUAUUUAAGAUUUGUGACUUUUUUUUAGAACAUGUCCAUUCAUGGUAAAAGAUAAAAUGUAUCUUCACAGCUUUGCUUGACAUUUUAUCAGGGAAAUGUCUUUUCUUUCUUUCCAUUAUAUUUUGUGUAUAUGAAUAUAAACAUGACUUAAGUCUGACUGCUGGGAAACAGAGACCUAACACUCAUAGCACAUUGUUCUAGGAUGCAUGGGCUGUUGAUUAAAAUAAUAUCCCAAUCUCUUGGGUCCUUUAUUUGGAAUGAUGGUUUAUAGUGUUACUUCUUUUCCUGCCUUUGGUAUCAGAGAAAUCAAGAAAUGUAAUGUCUUAGUUGUUCAAAGCAGAGUUGGUUAAAAGAAUUAUCUUUCCCAUCCAUGCAGGAAUAUUAUGGCUGAAAAGAAGGAACUUGAAUAAGUUAUCACAAAGUUGUCUUAAAGUUGGGAGAAAUUUUUAAAAAUAGUAUUAAACUUGCCCAUAUCAAAAACUUUUUUAAAAAGAAUAUUGAGUUGAAGAAGUUUGAACACUUUUAGUAAAUUUUCAGAGAUGUUCAUAGCAGAAGAAUUAGGAAGUUAUGAAAGCCAUGCCAUUAGAAGCACAUCAGUUUUGUGCUUGCAGUAUUUUCAUGUAAAUAGUACUGUUUGGGGUUAUGGUAAGAUCAUGCUAAUGAAGGUUUGCUUCCAAAAUUAAUUAUCAUCCAUGGUCAAUGUAUGGUUAAUAUCCUAUUAUGGAAUUAUUGACUAUUGAUAGUCUUUUUUGCCUUGUAAAUAACUGUUUUAAAAUUGAUUCAAUCAUAUCUAAAUUGUCAACUGUAUCUACUUAGCAGUUCACUGGCUUAUAGCCAUACAAGGCCAAUUCUUAUCCAUCCUUCAAGAUUGUGGUAGGUGAUAGCCACCCUCUCCCUAUUCCUUUUUCUCCCUUAGUAAUAAGUUUUAUUUGUGUCUUUUAGGUACACAACUAAAAGAAUAGAUUUUUCAAAAAUAUUUUCUGGCAGUUAGGUUUACCAUGAGACUGCUUUGGACAAUGCUAUAUAGGUGGAAGUGUUGUAUGCAAAGGUUAGAAGGUGCCACAAAAGGGUUUUACUCAAUUGGAAAAGGUGUCACUUUGUUUUUUUCUAUAUCGCCCAUCUUGCUCUCUCGAGUGAGUCCAUGAUUCUGGGAGCUUUGGCCAUAUCCAGGGCCCAAAGCGGCCUUGAGGAUGGAAUUGACUUGUUAGGCUGCUGGAACAGAGAAAUAAAAGAACCUGGGUCCCUGGUAACUACAGGACUACCAUGCCAGCUCUGGACACUUUACCUAUCAAAUUACUUCAUUUGAGAGAAAUAAACGUACUUUUGAGCAAGUGUUACAAUGAGUUUUCUAUUUUUACAAAGCACUUCAUAAUUCAUAUUGCUUAAAAAUCAAAAUGAGUCUUUCUAAUUCUAAAAUCUAGUAUAGAGAGGGAUGAACACUUGAAACAGCAUAUAUUUUUGGAAAAUCACUGUAGGACCUAUUCAAAAGAUAUGAUUUUAGUCCUUUUGUCAUGAUGCUAUAGUCAUGUGAGUUUUGGUAAAUUACUUCCCCUCUCUGAGUAUCAUUUUGCUCUCUAAAAGCAGAGAUCUGAAUCCAUUAGUAUUAACAUCCUAUCCUAGACCAUUUGAGAAACAUUUUCCUUGCAACCUGGAAGGUACCUAAAAUUCAAGAUGAGGAAGAGGACAAAAUGCCUAAGUCCAGCACUUACCUCUGAAGAGAAUCCAUGUGUCCUGGAGGGGAUCAGCAGUUGCAUCUCAAAUUCUUCCCAGAAGCAACUGUGUUAACAUCCACAGUGAUAGUAGUGCUGCCAUUGAUAACAUUCUUUCUCCUCCUCAGUCUCCACAGGAAGCAGUCAACCUAAAAUGUAAUUACAUGGAAAAAAUAUGCAAUCACAGUAAUGAGAAGAUGAUAUGGUAGCAGGUAAUGUGGUAGCAGAAGUUGUAGGCUAUAGGGAAGGAAUAUUAAAGAUGGUAAAAUCUAGAACAAAUCAAUAUUCCCAACCAUGUGCAGUGAAGAGAAACUGCCAGACUCCUAAAACCUGAAAAAUAUCUUAAAAGUUUUACCAGAGGUAUUUUCUCACAUAUGUACUUAACCAAGAAAAGGUAUCAUGAUUCUAGGUCAUAAAAAUUGUAGCUAGGAUAGAGCUGGGUAAAAUAAUUUUAUUUCUAGAAGAAGAUAUUGGGGCCAAUGACAGACAUGAUUGCACAAAUCAUUGCAAACCCUGCUGGCUUGCUGUUUGCAAUUCCAUUUAAUGUACAUUCAAAUUUAUUUCAUAACAAUUAUAUCAAGGUCUAAGAAUCCUGGAUGACCAUUGCCAGUAUUUUGGAUCUUUGGAUAAUGCUUAACCUUUCUAAAACUUUACUGUUUGUUUCCCCUUUUCACUUAUUCUGUGUUUGUUUACCCAAGAGCUAGGAAGAAGGACUGAAAGAAAAUAGACAAAUGCUCAGCUUUGCUUCUACCACAACCACUGUGCUCUGCCAGCAGUGGAGAUCCUUGUUAAUAAAGUCAGCAGUUUCCUUAUUGCCUCUCACAGCAGGGAGUGGCCUGCUUCAGAUACCAGAUGAAACCCUGUAAACCUUUUGUCCCAGAGACCUUGUUGAAGAAUCAAUGACAUUUCCCUAAUUGAAUCCUUGUUGAAUGAUUACUGCUAUUUGAGUGAAGGAGCUUCUUAAUUAUUACCCUCAAGAUGUUUAGGACGUAGUAAUUCUUGGAAUUUCUGCUUACAUAUUACCUAAGUAGUCUUCCAAGAGUGCAAUAACUGAUAUUAGAAAGAUUUUGUAUAUUAAUCUAUAAGAGUAAUGAUUGUAAUAGAAGACAAAACAAAAUAAAUUUGAAUUGUCAUUAACUUUAUUUCAUCAUCUUGCUUUACCCUCUUCUCUAGCUGUAAAUCAAGGGAAAUUAUGGAUUCUACCCUCAAGACAUACACAUUUCUGUACUUUCUUCAAAAGAACCCCACUUCUUCAUUAUUCUGUACAUUUGUCUUUACUGUCUUCUUCCUCAGGAUAGGAUUUCCUUUGCCUCUUUGCUGGAGGAAAUCUGCCUCCUAUGCUUCAAUUAGUUUAAAUACCUCUUGGUCAUGACUUCUCCAAAUUUUCAGUUUCUCAAAUGCUAUAUUAUAAAAAUUGUUUAAAUUUAUCCCCCCCCACUCCAUUCUAAAUUUUUGCCCUGACUUUAUAAUUCCACGUAUCUCAAAAAACACUUGAAGGAAUUCAAAGCAGACAGAGGACAUGAAGGUAAAGUAGAUGUUCUCUCCUUAAUGACCCUUCAGUAUUUGGUUUAGACCAGUUUGCCCCAUCAAAGUGGUUUCUGGGAAACAAGACUACUCUAAUGAUUCUGUGGAAGGAAAGCAAGAUGGACCGAAUACACUUUGUAAAAGCCACAUAUUAUAUUCCCCCGUAUGGUGAGUAACAGUGCAUGAAUGUACUCAUGGGCUUAUUUAUGCAUUCUUCAAAUGAUUCUUGCAUGCUUACAAGCAUGUCAAACUCAAGUUAAUUUGCAUAGGUGAGUCCACAGUUGCCAGGAGGAACAGUUAUUUAACUUCCAAAUAAUUUUAUUCACUUACCUGUCCUCUUCCUGGCUAAGAGAACCCAGAUUUUUCUUUCUAGCAACAAGAAUCCCAUCCUCUGAGGUUGUUGAAUCAUAAAUAAAUGGUGGCAAUCAGUGUUUAGAGUAGGGAUAAUAAUAUGGCACAGUUUCAGCCAAUGAGAUAUGAGGCGAAUGUGUUGGGGAAGGGAAUCUUUAAAAAAAAAUUUCCUUGAUCAAAAUUCAAAUAGGUAAAAGAGAAAGGCUUUGUCUCCCAGAGUCCUCCCAUCCCUGUCUUAAUAAUGUCAUGUGAUAUAUGAUGCCUAGAGGACCCAGAACCACCUAAUGAAUAUGAGGAAAAGGUUAAGAGAACUUCCUUGAAAAACCUCAAUUCCUUGGCAUUGUUAAGUCACCAAAUCGAUCUGAAAACCAGCUAUGUCUAGAUUUAUUUUAUGGUUUUAUUAUCUAAGUCACUACUAAUUGAGUAGCAUAAGUCAUUAUAACAUUACUUAUCGCCCAAAAUAUUCCCACUCAUGAUUUUCAAAUACCAAAAAUACUUCAGCAUUUCUUGCAAACCUACAAUGUAUAUGAUAUGACCUGAUAAGUUAUAUAAAAGAAAACAUAGACUUGGCUUCAUUUCUUUUCUUCAGGAAGUCUGGUAGCAUAUACAAAAAUGGUAAUAAUAAAAAUGGGAUGAAAAGCUGAAUAACAUACAGCAAAAAUGACGAGGAAUAAGAGAGGACUCUGCUUAGUUAGAGAGAAUAGGGGAAAUUCCCCAAAGCAGUUUGCAUAUAAUAAAUCUGCAUCUUAUAGAAGUAUUAGGGUUUAAGUAAGCAAAGAUAGGAAACAGGUAUUUCAGGCCUAUAUAUAAGCGUAUAUAUAAAUAUGAAAAUGCCACAGAGAAGUAAAUGCAUUUGUUCUAGUGAAUGGUCUGAUGAAGUUAUCUAGUCUUAUAAAUUUAAUUACAUAUAUACUUGGAAAUAACUUAGAUGUGUGUAUGUGCACGCACACUUUAGAAUAUUUUAAAGGCUUUAAAAUGCUACUUUACACUUAGCUUGGAUUUUACCUUUUACCUUAGCUGUGGUACCACUCUAAGUCAUUCUCUUAAUUAACUCUUUUUUUUCCUUCAUUAUCUGUAUCUCUCUGUUUAUGUGUAUAUAUGUAUUCGUGUGUAUAUAUAUAUUUAUAUAUUAGGUUGUCAAACCUCUAAAACUGGUUUAUCUCCUUAAUUACAUUAUUGUUCUUAAAUUUUACAGAUUAGAAAAACUGGUCACAUGCUACUGGUGUAGUUUUGUGUUAUCUGACUUACAUAACGGGGAAUAAUUUACUGGGCAGUGUUUUUAUGAAGUAUCUUUUUGUAUUGACAAAUAGUCACUGAAUGCUUAACUUGGAAUAUGAGCCCUACAAAAGCUAAAAGAAACAGCAUCGUUUCCCUCCUUUUUAUAAGGGAAAAAAGUAAAUAAAAAUUUUUUGUCAAGUAAGCCUCUUUCAGGGAAUCAAAGGAUCAGCACAGAUUUAACUCCACCUCCUGGAACAUCUACAUCUAUAUUCUUAUACAAUGAAAAUUAAUGUGCCUGCAGUCCUGCCAGACCCUGAAAGUGGCUUCUGAAUCAUUAAACGAAGAUUGCAUCCUGUUCAGCAGCAUUUCUAAGUGCAUUUUAUUGUACUCUUGCUUUCUGAAAACUGAAAUUCACAUAGAAUAUAGCGCAUUUUUUGCUAUAGUGCUCAACUCUAACACUCCAUUUUCAACCAUCCUUAAUAGUCUAUAUCUAUCUAUCUAUCUACACAUAUAUUUUAACUGUAAUCUACUUAGAAAAGUGGCAAUGUUUCUCAGAGAGAAUGCAAGGUUGGAUCUAAUUUCAUUCUCCCCUGAAAAACUUUCUUCACUUUAAGAAUUUCCUGGCUGCUUCCCUGUAUUGUGGCACUCAGCCCUGUGGCAGCAUUGUCAUUUAUGCUCUUUACAGAGAGACCAGAUGACUGAAAGUGGUUGGGAAAGAAGUGCUUUGAUAAUUGGGAAAGAAUGGCAGGUAGAAAUAAAAUAGGUAAGGUAUAGAAAGCCACAAGUUUGUCAAAAUACUGCCUUUUAUUUUCACUCUGUGACCAUGUUUUUAUGACUAGAGUUGUCCUUUUUCACUGAUAAACCUUUAUUUCAAUGGUUCUCAACCAAGGUGAUUUUGAACUGCCUCCCUGCCCUCCCACCUCCUGCUGCCACCACGGGAAUACUGUACAGUGUCUGUGUAAUUUUUUGGAUUAUGACAACUGUAGGAUAUGUUACUGAUAUCUAGUGACAGAGGUCAGGGAUGCCUCUAAAUAUCUUACAUUGCACACAAAGUGCACUCUCCCUAUGACACCAAGAAUUAUCUGACCUCAGGUGUCUGUAGUGCUGAGGUCAAGAGAUGCUACUUUACAGAGACUUGACAUGUAUCUUGUUACUGAAACACUUUAAAAGUCAGCCUUUAGUGUCUGACAAAUCAAACCUCUACAUAUGAGAAUCUGGCCCUCAGAGCCUGAAAGACAUCUAAGAUCAUUUCUAAUAUACUGGGAAAUGUUCAAAUGAAUCCUUACUUUGGUUACAUUUUGUUUAUUAGUAGAUAGUUUAAAGGGAUAAGGAACAGGGAUAAUUUAUAGACAUGAAGGGUGAGGAAAGACUGAAAAGUCAUAAAAUUAUUUCCACCCUUUUCUCCAUUUGCUUGCUAAAGUGUAUGCAGAUGAUUUCUGUGGUGCCAUAUUGGAAAGGAAAUUUCACUCUCUGCAUCAUCAUUUUAUACUAUGGAGAUAGAAGUAGAGGUAUUUUUAUAGUCUACAGAAGGCCUCAGAAAGCCUAUUUACAUACUGCAUACACUUAGGCAACCCCUCACACACUUUUAACCAGGAUGCUCAUCUAGGAAAGUAGCACUGGACAAAACAACUCUGUGUAACUAUGGUGUGUAUGGUUUUCCUUUUUUAAAUAUCCUAUGUUUGCCCUGUGGCAUAAGUGGAGCUCAAGUGACUAACCUCAUUUUGAGGAUUGAGAAAUAAUCUUGCAGAGUUUGUCUAACUUGAUGGCAGAUACAUAUAUUACUAUUUUGGCUGAUUUAGACCACCCCAAAAUUAUAGCUUUCUUCUCAUUUUCUAAGUUUCAUAAGAAAUGGGGAGAGACAAGUUUUAUCUCCAGUCCUGUUUCUAACAUAUGCCGACUGUGAGAUGUGAAAGAUAUUUAGGUUUCCCUCCCUUCCCCUGGAAAAAUCAUCACCAUCAUCUUUAUCUUCAUUAUCAUCAGUAACCACUGCUUUAUAUUGAUUCCUUUCAGACAUUUCAGUAAGAAAAAAGUUUGUUCUGUGCAUGAAUUCCAACCCCACCUGGAUAUUGCAUCCUACCUGUUCACCUUGGUCUGGAUCAGGUCAUGUUAUUCCCUUUGAGUCAUUCAUGCAGAUAGAGGAAUUCUGUGUUCUGAUCUGCCAGCUGUGUCACACACCAAUAUCUGGAUCCUGCAUUAGACCCAUAUCUAGAUAAAAUGCAAGAACUCAGACAUGAGGAAGGCAAAACCAUGAAUAUUCCUGACAAUAAUAUAUGUAUGUCUUGUGGGUUGUUGCAAAAAUUUAUGAGAUUGUGUAUGUAAAGUAUUGCAUACCCGCAAGUCUGGUGUAUAGAGAGAUUUGAUACAGCAAUAGUAAUAAAAACAACAGGUAACAUUCUUUGAAAUAUAUACAAGACAAAUUUGAUUUGCAUUCCAUACAUAAAAUUACUUGGUUCUAAGACAAUGCUUAGUGCCAAUUACAGAAUGUUGGAAGUAUUUGGUGUCAUGCAGUUCAAGAAAUGAAAGGUGAGGGGAAAAGAAUUGAAAUAUCUGAUGGUAAUCUUCGUCAUGAGCAAUUUAAAGUUGAGUGAAAUUCCAGACAUUAAACAAAUUCAAAAUUAUUAGUCAUUCCUCAGUACUUUGAAAUAAAUAAAUACUAUCAAAAUCAGAAACAAAUCCAACCAUUCUAAGAUGAGCAGACAUGUUAUCUAGGAGAGAAAUAUGUAUAAAUCAUAGAGAGCGACGCUUCAAAGAAUGAGCCUGAGAAGGUUAUUUGACCAUUUUCACUUUGGGGGGGAUCCAUAUCAAUAAAGCUUAAUAAGAACUAAAAGUGAAAUUACAGCUAACUGUGAACUUAAUAAUGCCCCACGGGAGUUCAUUAAUAUCUCAACAGGUACACUGAAGCAUUAUCUUAAUUGCUCAUGAUACUUCCAAAAAUUGCCUUUUAUAAGUUUUGUGGAAACUGCCCUCUGGAACAACUGUUAGGACAUUUGUAUUGCAUUUCUUGGCUGUGCAAAUUCCCCAGGAAUGUGCAACUGUAAACCUCAUUUACCUUUCCAAAAAUAAAGACAUUCCCAGGUGACUGACUUUGUUAUAGGCACUGCUCUUAUAAAGAGGAUGAAAUCAAAAUAUAUGAAGCUAAUUUCAGAUAUUUCAUUUUUUUCCUACAUAAAUGAAAUAGUUCCUUCAUCUUUAUAAAUAUUUAAGAAUUUACUUUUGAUGACAGUCAAGUUUGUGUUAAAAUAGUGGUAGCAAUUUGGAUUUUUAACAUAUUUAUACUUUUGUAAUCUAGUCCAUAUCCCGACUUGGGUUUUCUGUUAUUUUGACAGAUUUUGACACUGAGGUGGUGCCUAAAGGGCUGUAUCUCCAAGCCCAUGGAAUCUCUUAGCCUUUAUAGUGAUUAUGGGAUAAAAUUAAAUUUAAUUUUCUCUUGUCAAUGCUUGGUACAUGAGACAUCCUUAUAAUAAAGCAGAGAUCCCCCAGAUUAGUUAUGCAUCAACGGCACCUGAGUUAAGUGAUGACCGGCGCUAUGACUUCUUCUCUCGUGUGGUCCCACCUGACUCCUUCCAAGCCCAGGCCAUGGUAGACAUUGUAAAGGCCUUAGGAUGGAAUUAUGUGUCUACUCUUGCAUCUGAAGGAAGUUAUGGAGAGAAAGGUGUGGAAUCCUUCACGCAGAUUUCCAAAGAGGCAGGUGGGCUCUGCAUUGCCCAGUCCGUGAGAAUCCCCCAAGAGCGCAAAGACAGGACCAUUGACUUUGAUAGAAUUAUCAAACAGCUCCUGGACACCCCCAACUCCAGGGCCGUCGUGAUUUUUGCCAACGAUGAGGAUAUAAAGCAGAUUCUUGCAGCAGCCAAAAGAGCUGACCAAGUGGGCCAUUUUCUCUGGGUUGGAUCAGACAGCUGGGGAUCCAAAAUAAACCCACUGCACCAGCAUGAAGAUAUUGCAGAAGGAGCCAUCACCAUUCAGCCCAAGCGAGCAACUGUGGAAGGGUUCGAUGCCUAUUUUACGUCCCGCACGCUUGAAAACAACAGAAGAAAUGUCUGGUUUGCCGAAUACUGGGAGGAAAACUUCAACUGCAAGUUGACGAUUAGUGGGUCAAAGAAAGAAGACACAGAUCGCAAAUGCACAGGACAGGAGAGAAUUGGAAAAGAUUCCAACUAUGAGCAAGAGGGAAAAGUCCAGUUCGUGAUUGACGCUGUAUAUGCAAUGGCUCAUGCACUUCAUCACAUGAACAAGGAUCUCUGUGCUGACUACCGAGGUGUCUGUCCAGAGAUGGAGCAGGCUGGGGGCAAGAAAUUGUUGAAGUAUAUCCGCAACGUGAAUUUCAAUGGUAGCGCGGGCACUCCUGUCAUGUUUAACAAGAAUGGGGACGCUCCCGGACGUUAUGACAUCUUUCAGUACCAGACCACAAAUACCACCAACCCUGGAUACCGCCUUAUCGGACAAUGGACAGAUGAGCUGCAGCUCAAUAUUGAGGACAUGCAGUGGGGUAAAGGAGUUCGGGAGAUACCCCCAUCUGUGUGUACACUGCCAUGCAAGCCCGGGCAAAGAAAGAAGACACAGAAGGGAACCCCCUGCUGCUGGACCUGUGAGCCUUGCGAUGGCUACCAGUACCAGUUUGAUGAGAUGACAUGCCAGCAUUGCCCCUAUGACCAGCGGCCCAAUGAAAACCGAACAGGCUGCCAGGAUAUUCCCAUCAUCAAACUGGAAUGGCAUUCCCCAUGGGCUGUCAUCCCUGUCUUCCUCGCAAUGUUGGGCAUCAUCGCCACUAUAUUUGUCAUGGCCACUUUCAUCCGCUACAAUGACACUCCCAUCGUCCGGGCAUCUGGGAGGGAACUGAGCUAUGUUCUGUUAACUGGCAUCUUUCUCUGCUACAUCAUCACUUUCUUGAUGAUAGCCAAACCUGAUGUGGCAGUGUGUUCUUUCCGGAGAGUUUUCUUGGGCUUGGGAAUGUGCAUCAGUUAUGCAGCCCUCUUGACAAAAACCAAUCGGAUUUAUCGCAUCUUUGAACAGGGCAAGAAAUCAGUGACAGCGCCCAGACUCAUAAGCCCAACAUCACAGCUGGCAAUCACUUCCAGUUUAAUAUCAGUUCAGCUUCUAGGUGUUUUUAUUUGGUUUGGUGUUGAUCCCCCCAACAUCAUCAUAGAUUAUGAUGAACAUAAGACAAUGAACCCUGAGCAGGCCAGGGGAGUUCUCAAAUGUGACAUUACAGAUCUUCAAAUCAUAUGUUCCUUGGGAUAUAGCAUUCUUCUCAUGGUCACAUGUACUGUGUAUGCCAUCAAGACUCGGGGUGUCCCAGAGAAUUUUAAUGAAGCUAAACCCAUUGGAUUCACUAUGUACACAACAUGUAUAGUUUGGCUUGCCUUCAUUCCAAUUUUUUUUGGCACCGCUCAAUCGGCAGAAAAGCUCUACAUACAAACUACCACGCUUACAAUCUCCAUGAACUUAAGUGCAUCAGUGGCGCUGGGGAUGCUAUACAUGCCGAAAGUGUACAUCAUCAUUUUCCACCCUGAGCUCAAUGUCCAGAAACGGAAACGCAGCUUCAAGGCGGUAGUCACAGCAGCCACCAUGUCAUCGCGCCUGUCACACAAACCCAGUGACAGACCCAACGGUGAGGCAAAGACAGAGCUCUGUGAAAACGUAGACCCCAACAACUGUAUACCACCAGUAAGAAAGAGUGUACAAAAGUCUGUUACUUGGUACACUAUCCCACCAACAGUAUAGCUAUUGCCUGCUUUCCAAAAG